GAGAAAAGGAAGAAGGAGGAAGGAGGGGGGCAUCAGCUUCUUGGACAAGUCGUUCUGCCCCACUGUCAGGUAGUUGAGAUUUUGUUUGCCCAAAGCGCUGGUAGACAUGGACAUGGCAGACUACAGCGAGGCUCUGGACCCGGCCUACACCACGCUGGAGUUUGAAAACAUGCAAGUGCUCCCCUUGGGCGCAGACUCCUCGCCGGCUGAAAGCGCCAGCAUGAACGCCACAGGCCACCUGGCAGCAGGCAGCCUUUGCGCCAUAUGUGGUGACAGAGCCACGGGAAAGCACUACGGGGCCUCCAGCUGCGACGGCUGCAAGGGCUUCUUCAGGCGCAGCGUCCGCAAGAACCACAUGUACUCCUGCAGGUUUAAUAGACAAUGCAUUGUGGACAAAGACAAGAGAAACCAAUGCAGAUACUGCAGGCUGAAGAAAUGCUUCAGAGCUGGCAUGAAGAAGGAAGCUGUACAGAAUGAGAGAGACAGAAUCAGCACCAGGAGAUCCAGCUACGAAGACAGCAGUUUACCGUCCAUCAACGCACUCAUUCAGGCAGAUGUUCUAUCGAGACAGAUCACGUCGCCUGCACCCAUACUGAACGGGGACAUAAGGACCAAAAAGAUCGCCACCAUCACCGACGUCUGUGAGUCCAUGAAACAGCAGCUGCUGGUCCUGGUGGAGUGGGCCAAAUACAUCCCGGCCUUCUGCGACCUGCCUCUGGACGACCAGGUGGCGCUGCUGCGAGCUCAUGCUGGGGAACAUCUCCUGCUGGGUGCAGCGAAGAGGUCCAUGCUCUAC
This is a messenger RNA of Cyprinodon variegatus (sheepshead minnow), 796 nucleotides long. It is a transcript of the gene hnf4a, whose product is annotated as hepatocyte nuclear factor 4, alpha. The transcript is spliced from 6 exons. Gene Ontology annotation, molecular function: zinc ion binding; RNA polymerase II cis-regulatory region sequence-specific DNA binding; nuclear receptor activity. Gene Ontology annotation, biological process: positive regulation of transcription by RNA polymerase II; anatomical structure development; cell differentiation. The record is from RefSeq and is a predicted model, not a curated record. The annotation marks the transcript as partial. Lineage: Eukaryota; Metazoa; Chordata; Actinopteri; Cyprinodontiformes; Cyprinodontidae.